AUGUAUAUGAUUUUGAAAACUGUUGCUCUUAAAUUUAAAGAUAAGAAAGUAAAAAACCAUAUUGAGUUUACUAUAACAGUAAAAAUUGAAGAUGAAUUAGCUUCGUCUAACGACUAUGCUUCAAAUAUUCUCCGCGCAUCCCUUUCAUUCGUUCCAAAAUAUGGAUGGACUAUUGAAUCUUUAUCACACGGUGCAAAUUCACUUGGAUAUCCUUCCGUUUCUCAUGGAUUAUUUCCCAGAGGUGGAAUUGAAUUAAUUGACUGGUUUUUAGAAGAUAGUCGUAAAAAGAUGGUUGAUGACUUGUUUGAUAAAAUGGAUGGAUUAAAAGUUCAUCAGAAGAUUCGGUUAGCAUGUAUAACUCGGCUUAAUUAUACUAAGCCAUACGUGAAAAAAUGGUCAGAGGCGCUUGCAGUAAUGGCACAACCUUAUAAUGUUCAAACUUCAAUUGAACAUCUUGCAAAGUUAGUGGAUGAUAUGUGGUAUUUGGCUGGUGAUAAAAGUGCAGACGUUAAAUUAUACAUGAUGCAAGACACAUCUCCAGAUUAUACUGGUACAUUUCAAUUUUUAGAUCGAAGAUUACAAGAUAUUGCAACUUUUGGACAAAUUGUUGGUGAAAUGGAUACUUUUGCUGGGUUUGUUUCAAAAAGUUUGGUCGGAAUCCUUGCUUCGGAAUCAGUAGAUUCUGAUAAAAAUGCAAUGUCUUUCAAGAACAAUUGUAAUUUUCAUAAUAGCAAAUAA
Messenger RNA from Cetraspora pellucida, 738 nucleotides. NCBI's taxonomy places the organism in Eukaryota, Fungi, Glomeromycota, Glomeromycetes, Diversisporales, Gigasporaceae. The record is from the annotation of a GenBank genome assembly.